AUGAACACAACAGUGUUUUAUGUUCGGCAAGCAACAAUUGCAUCCUAUCUGGUUGCAAAAAGAAUUGCUAAGUGUAAACAGCCACACACAAAUGGGGAAAAUUUGGUGAAACUAGCAGUCCUUGAUAUGGUUCGCACUGUUAUCGGAGAUGAUGCAGUGAAAAAGACUGAAACUAUUCCACUGUCAAACAACACACUCAGCCGAAGGAUUCAAGAAAUGUCGGCAUACAUCAAAGAACAAGUAGUGACUGCCAUCAAAGAGAGCGGAAAAUUCAGCUUGCAGUUGGAUGAGUCAACUGACGUCAGUGACGAUGCACAGCUCUUGGUAUAUGCACGGUACCAAGGGAAGAGCGACAUGGAAGAGAACUUCCUGUUCUGUAAACGACUGGAGACGACAACAACAGGUGAGGAUCUGUUCAAGUUGGUUGACAACUUCAUCAAGGAAGAAAACCUAAGCGGGAUCAGUGUUUCAGUGUGUGCUCAGACGGAGCACCGGCAAUGCUAG
Messenger RNA from Homarus americanus (American lobster), 504 nucleotides. RefSeq names its product protein FAM200A-like. The record is from RefSeq and is a predicted model, not a curated record. Lineage: Eukaryota; Metazoa; Arthropoda; Malacostraca; Decapoda; Nephropidae. The coding region runs from base 1 to 504 and encodes 167 amino acids. The transcript has a single exon.